AUAGUGAUAAUUACAUAUAUAAAUCAUGCAUAUACCGGCUGAGUACGGGGAUUAAAAGUAGAGCGGCGGUCUUUGCCGCUGAUUCAAAUAAUAUGCAAGUGCAUAAAAUCGUAACUCUAAAAUUCAAUUACAAGAUAAUUCCACUCAACAAAAUAAUGACGCAUACAUUUUUCAGUUGGACUGCACUGAAAUAUUAAUAUGUCGAAGGAAACGGCGCAAGCCAUGAACCGUAGCUAAGCGACAAUACCGCAGCAACGCUGUUAACAAUUGAAAUCAAUAGAUGUAAAAUUAUCAAGGAAUCAAGGGAAUCAAGGAAAUCGUUUGAAUAAUCGUACUUACAUCAUGGCAGACCAAAGCGAACUGGACCAGUUGGCCACAGCAGAGUUGCUGAGGCUCCAGAGACAGCAUCGAUCGCUUCAACUUGAUCUUCGAGGCCUGCUAGAAGAAAAAGCCAAGCGACUGAAGAAGCAAAAUAACAUGAUAAACGUUCUGCAGGUCGAGCAUCAGAAGUUGAAGGAAGAGAUCAAGACUUUGGAGGGUGGAACGCACGCACGGAAAAACACAAAUAAGGAACGGCAUCUGGGAGCACUGCAGAGACAGCAGACGGAUCUGCAGAGGGUGCUUCAAAACGAGCGAACCAAUCUGUGGGAGCUGGAGGGGCACAUACGGAAAAUGGAAAAGGAAAUCGACGGUCUUCGUCGUAAUGAGGUGCCCGACAGCUGCUACAAGCACACAAUUUGCACGGUUCAAAAAAGCGUUGUCAAGCUGGAGAACCGUCUGGAUGUGGUCAACAAAAAGUGCAGCGAUGUCCUCACAGAGAACAGCAAAAUGCGAGAUGCCAUAAACCACAUGCUGCAAGAUCGGGCUAACUUCAAUGAUAUGUGGCAAGCGAUGGUCACUCAGUUCAAUGAGGGUAAGAAAUUCAUAAUGGACUUGAUUGACCAAUCAACGCUGGCCUUCGAUCAGCGCGAGGAGCUUUGCAACAAGUUGUCCGUUCUGAAGGACCGCAAUGAGAAUGACAAGGUGAUGCACAUCCAGGAGAUGCGUGAGAUGCAGAGGCGUCUGGAGCACGAUGCCAAGUUGCAGAAGUUUUUCGACAUCAAGGGGCAAAAGCGGCUUAAUCCAGAGCUAGAGCAGCGAGAGUUGGAUAAGAAGCAGAAUCAAAAGGAAAACUAUGAGCGACAACUUUUCGAAUACAAGGAGAUAAUUGAGAAGAUCAAGCAGUUGUAUGGCGAAGAAGAUCCGGACCGCUUGGUGGCUCAGUUUAAGCGCCAGGAGGAUGAGAACUUCGCUCUCUUUAAUUACGUUAAUGAGCUAAGUCACGAGGUGGAGGUGUUAAACGAUUCCACACAAGAAUUAACUGAUGAAAUAGAACGACAAAAAUCGGAGCAGACCGAGAAAGAGUUGAAGCUAAAGACCGAGGCGUUGGAUUAUUUAAAUGCAGAGCGGGGUCGCAUUGAACAACUGGCCAAGGAGACCAGCGAAAAGAAGCAAACUCUGAGCAUCCGACUUGACCAACUACUUAAGGGGAUCGAGGAUAUAUUCAGACAAUUGGCCUGCGACGACGCUCCCAUCCUCAACGUCCUUAGCACCAAGACCUUUCUAACUGUCCACAAUGUAAAGCUGUUCAUUGGCGUAAUAGAGCGUAGAGUCAAUCUCAUUAUCAGCACGAUUAAUAUAGAGGACAAUUCAAACAAGAUACUGGCCAAGAAAGAUCGUGUGCCCAAGUUCAACAUCCGAGAAUCGGCUAAAACAAAGAACUAGAUAAGUCUCAUCAAUUAUUUCCGAGGAUAUAGCUUCGAACAAAAAUAACAAAACAGUUUCGGGUUUGCUUUAAAAAUUCGGCAGUUUUUUACUUCAGUUUGACCCAGGGACGCUUUUAUUUCGUAGAUGUCCAUGGCCCUUGGUCCUGUGCCCCCUUCAAUCAUCGUUGGAGGGAACACUUCCAAAAUU
Drosophila miranda is the source of this 1953-nucleotide messenger RNA. It is a transcript of the gene Ccdc114, whose product is annotated as coiled-coil domain-containing protein 63. The record is from RefSeq and is a predicted model, not a curated record. NCBI's taxonomy places the organism in Eukaryota, Metazoa, Arthropoda, Insecta, Diptera, Drosophilidae. Bases 343 to 1764 code for a protein of 473 amino acids. The transcript has 5 exons.